This is a messenger RNA of Brugia pahangi, 753 nucleotides long. NCBI's taxonomy places the organism in Eukaryota, Metazoa, Nematoda, Chromadorea, Rhabditida, Onchocercidae. The record is from the annotation of a GenBank genome assembly.
AUGCUGGAACAACCUCAAAUUCAGCGAUUUUCACCGAUGUUUAUGGAACGUCUACGUGUUUUUGAAGAUCGUCCAACGAUAAUCCAUGGUGAAGCGCAAAAAUCUGUGAUACAGUCUAUAACGCCCAACUAUAAAAGUGUUAGUGAAAGACAAAUACAAAAAAUGGAUUUUGGUUCAGAUUUAAAUUUACCGGAAGCUGUUGGCGAUUAUAAGGUGAAAGAAACACAAGAUCAUUUUAAAUUACAAAUCAUUGAUCCAAAAGUUACCUCAAACGCAUCGAUGCCAGCAUAUAAUCGAGAAAUUCCACGAAUUCAACGACGAAAUUUGGAUUUUCCAAGCGAACACAGUAAACGAUCAUUUCUAAAAUUAGAACCAAUGCAACAAAGGAAAUUACGGGCUGCAGAAACUCGUCCAAUUACAACCAGUGCAUAUUUAACUGAAAGCUUAGAUCGUCAUCGUGACAUGGAGACAUCUCGACUAAAGGAUUAUUUGAAAGCACGUGAAAAUGAUGCUAAUAAACCAUGGGAUAAGCCUCAAUGGCCUGGGCCAAAGGCUACAAAUUCAAACGAUCAAUCACUUAAAGAACUUGCUGAAAUCAAAAAACCUAGUCUUAUUGUAACUUUGUAUUGUGUUAUGUCAAUAAUUACUGUCCUUUUAUUUGUUUUGUGCUUGUUUAAUCAAGUUGGAGCUGAGAUUGUAAGGCUUGGUAAGAGCCAAGAAAACAGAAAAUGCACCACUGAGAAGUACGAGUAA